Capsicum annuum is the source of this 1228-nucleotide messenger RNA. RefSeq names its product bidirectional sugar transporter SWEET10. The record is from RefSeq and is a predicted model, not a curated record. Gene Ontology annotation, molecular function: sugar transmembrane transporter activity. Gene Ontology annotation, cellular component: membrane. The transcript is spliced from 6 exons. Gene Ontology annotation, biological process: carbohydrate transport. The coding region runs from base 106 to 996 and encodes 296 amino acids. NCBI's taxonomy places the organism in Eukaryota, Viridiplantae, Streptophyta, Magnoliopsida, Solanales, Solanaceae.
CCAAGUUCUUCUCAUUUCACUGUCAAGUAGAACUUGCUAGUCAUUGCAAUCACUUAGCACUGCUAGAAAUUUGAAACUUCUUUGAUUAGAAAAACCACAAAAGAAAUGGCUUUUUCUGCAGAUCAUUGGGCCUUGGCUUUUGGUGUCCUUGGUAACAUCGUUUCGUUCAUUGUAUUCCUUUCUCCACUGCCAACAUUUCACACUAUUUACAAGAAGAAAACAGCUGAAGGGUAUCAAUCAAUUCCAUAUGUGAUUGCUCUCUUUAGCUCUAUGCUUUGGAUAUACUAUGCAUUUUUGAAGACCAAUGUCACCCUACUCAUAACAAUAAACUCCUUUGGUAUAUUCAUUGAGACUAUCUACGUUGGUCUCUACCUUUUCUACGCACCGAAGAAAGCUAGGGUUCAAACUGGAAAGAUGUUACUUUUAACAGUGGUGGGUGGAUUUGGUGCAAUAGUCUUGGUUACUCAAUUUCUAUUCAAAGGUGUUGUUCGUGGACAAGUAGUUGGAUGGAUUUGCCUUAUUUUCGCCUUAAGUGUGUUUGUUGCACCCUUAGGCAUUGUGAGAAAAGUCAUCAAAACAAAGAGUGUGGAGUACAUGCCAUUACUCCUAUCAGUAUUCCUCACAUUAAGUGCUGUUAUGUGGUUCUUCUAUGGUCUCCUACUAAAAGACAUUAACAUUGCUGCUCCAAAUAUAUUGGGAUUCAUCUUUGGAGUACUCCAAAUUGUGCUCUAUGUAAUAUACAGCAAAAAGGAGAAGGCCAUUCUAAAGGAACAGAAACUUCCAGAGAUACAAAAGCCUGAAGUCAUUGUAAGGGAUGAGAACACAAAUGAUAAUAAGAAGUUUCCAGAACUAACACAAGAACAAAUUAUUGACAUAGUGAGGUUGGGUUUAAUGAUUUGCAAAGACAAAGUACACGUGGCAACAUGUCCUCAUGGUACUAAAUGUGAAGCCAAAGUUGAUGAGAACACACCCAAGCUGCAAACUGUGGAUGCUUAAGAAUAUAUAGCAAAGUUGGAGUUUGUUUUAAUUAGUCUUUGAUUUCCCAAUCCUAAAUGUGUUUGUACACAAUUAGUUAGAUUUUCGUACGUCUAAGCUUUUUUUCUUUUUUUGCUCCUUGCACUAAGAAAGCUAGACAAAUGGUGCUUGAUACUUUGAGAGAUUUGCUAGCUUUGUGUAAUUGGAUUUUCUAAUUUGAUUAGCAAUAAAAGUUUUUAAAUUUUUUCUCUAA